AUGGCCGCAUCAGAUUUAGUAGAUAAAAAGGACCAAGAAGGUUUCACGCCACUUCAUCUUGCCGUCAUUGCGGGAAAUUUACCGCUGGUGACGUUUCUACUUGCAAAUCAAGCUGACGUUAAUGCAGUGGAUAAUGAAAAACAUACGGUCGUUCACUGGGCAUCAGUUUGUGGGGAGACUGCUGCUUUGAGAGCCGUAUUAGAAGCCGGUGCACCCAUUUCCACACCAGACAUACAUGGCGGCUAUCCACUUCACUACGCAGCUCAAAUGUGUGGUGACGAGAAGAAUUCAGCAUUAGGUUUAGAGGUUCUAAAUACAUUACUAUCGCAGAAAAACGUGGAUGUAUCUGUAGAAGAUAAUGAGAAGAGGCAACCACUGCUGUGGGCUGCAAGUGCCGGCUCUUCUAAGGCAAUUUUGGCUUUAGCAAGAGUUGGAGCAUCUGUAGAAGCAGUCGAUAAGGACGGUCUAAGUGCGCUUCAUUGUGCAGCUUCUAGAGGGCAUACAGACUGUAUAGACACGUUACUUACCCUUUGCGGAGCUACAACAGACUUUAUAGACAGCAAUGGUUGCACAGCACUACAUUACGCCGUCACAUUAGGUCACGCUGACGCAACAGCACUUCUUCUAACACACGGAGCUGAUCCAAAUCGACAAGAUCGAAAAGGUCGAAGUCCAGCCCAUUGUGGAUGUGCCAAAGGACAAUUUGAAACAGUGAAACUUUUAGCAAACCACAAUGGAAACUUAUGGUUGAAGAACAUUAAAGGCGAUUAUCCUCUCCAUGACGCUGCUUCGUCUGGUCGCAGGGAAUUGGUAAAAUGGCUAUUGGAUACAAGACCUAGUCAAGUAAACGCUAAAAACAACGACGGCCGAACACCCUUGCAUCUCGCAGCUCUCAACGAUAACGCGGAUAUGUGUAAGAUUCUACUCGAUGCGGGUGCUGAUAUAAAUCCUGUACUUAAAACAACGAAGAAUGUAUUUAUGACCCCAUUGGAUUGUGCUCUACAAAGAGGUUUCCGUUCCACAGCCAAGUUUCUCCAACUGCACGGAGGUGUACCAGCUACCAGAAUGAUCGGCAUGAAACAAAGGAAGUCCUCCAGCGGAGUGAGUUUACAAAUAAGAGACGACAUCACCCUAUGUAGUAACUCAAGUAGCGAAACGGAAAAUCAACCAAGUAAAAAUAGACGAAAAAAAAAGAACAGUUUUAGAAGAAAGUUGGCGUAUAAAUAUGAGCGAAUGAAAUCGUCAGUAUCCGAUAGUGAAUAUGAAGAAAGAAGACAAACAAAAACGUAUUCUGAUAAUCUUAAACAUGAUGAUAACGAAGCUAAUAGAGAAAAUAACGACCCAUUCAUACAACAAAAUGUCGACUAUCAACAUUUAAAUAAAGGCCAUGGUAGUGAAAUAUUUAUAUAUGCCAACGAAGUGAAUAUCAACGAUAAUAACAGUGACGUUAGAAUACAACAAAAUGGGGAAAUUGUAGUUAAACAUAAAGAACCGAUGGAUACAAAAAUAGAAGAGCCUGAGUUAAAUCCAACCCGUCCCAAGAGUUCGAAAGUUGUUGAAGAACAAAAAAUAGAUCUGAAUGUUAACACCGAUAAUGUAAAUAUUGAGGCUCAUAAAGAAAGCACAGAUAAUUUAAAAACCGUAAGUACUACAUACAAACAAGAAGCUAGUAAAAUAGUAGUGUCUGAUGAACAUUCAAUAAUGUCAAAUACAAGUCAUGAAGAUGAUCAGCAUAAUCAAUUAAUCGUUGAAGCUUCCAUUCAUUCUCCGCCGAGGACUAAAUUGGAAAAAAAAUCAGAUGAUGACGAUCAAAUUUCAAAAGAAACUGUAGAUGAAAUAGUUAAAACCGAAGAUGUCACGAGUCAUACUGAUGAUGCUAAAGCUGAUCAAAUCGAACAACCAAAGGACAUUAAGGCAGAAAUACCAGAAUCCAGUAAUAGAGAAGAAAAUGUUGCAUUAGAGAAUGAGUUACGUACUUCUCUGGAUAGAUCCCAAUCAAUUCCAAAGCCCGACGAACAGGAAAUAUCUGAAAGUCUUGAACAGGAAAAAAUGAGUAUUAAGGAGCCAAUUCACACUGCAGCACCAGUUACUAGGAAGUUAUCUCAAGAGGAGAAGAGUUUAGGAAAGGAAAUAGAGGAAAAUCAUACUGAAACUAAAAGUCCGGGAGAAAUAGGUAAUUUACAGGAGCAAACGUCGACAACGAAAAUAAAAACGCAAGAACAGGAAGCAGAAGAUCUUAAAAAGCAAAUCAGUACAAUAAAUGAAGUAGAACAUGCAGUUGAUAAGGAAACACGAAAAUCAAAUCUUAAAAAUAAGCAAAAGCGCGAACUUACAGGCAAAAAGAAAGAAUCACACAUGGAUAGUAAAAGCUAUGUAAGAGAGCAAACUCAGGAAGAGCCCAAGGAAACUUUAAGAAUCGAUCUAAAAAAACAUAUGAAGCCCAAACUUCAGAGAUCUAAAAGUCAAGUAGGUAAUUCGAAGGAUAUUUCAAACAGUUCGGAAAUUUCAGAACCGGAAAUGCGUCCUCGAAGUUCAUCUGCUAGUACUAGCGAAAGUAUAAGUAGUGUUCACCAAAGUUUUAAAGUUCUUGAUGGCACUAGUAUUGACGACGCUUACGAAAGCCAAGAAACUAGAAGGAAAAGGUCUUCCCGAAAAAAGGUCCCAUUAGACAGAGGAAGGUCUCGAUCAGAAGAAAUGAAACACACCAAAAUAUAUUUUCAAGAUUCUGAAAACUUUAUGCCCAAGAAAACACGAAUUCCAAUGUCAGUUUCUCACUUGAAAACAUUAUCAAAAAGUGAAAGAAAUUUGGAUCGCCAUUCAGAUGUAAGCGGUGAUUCCCGAGUUCCAUCUUUACCAAAUAUAUAUGAUUCUGAAAAUAAAUCGCAGAGACAGUCAAGAUCGAUUUCCAAUAUGUCAGCACCAAUUUUUACUUCUGCUUACAGUGAUUAUGAUCAUGAAAGUGCUUCAGAACAGGAAGCCGCAUUAUCUAGUGCUUCCAAAAAGAAACGUUUUAGGAAAAAGAGUAAGAUACGAGGAGCGAAAAGUGCUGGAAGUGGUUACGACAGUAGCAAUCUGAUCGAUUCUGGCUUUGAACCAAGCCCAAGAAGUAGCCGACUUCCAAAGUGGAAAAACAUUUCUAAUAGGAGUGCUAAUAUGACUUCAGUAACUCAAAGUAUUCAGACCAACAUUCGGAGGUACCAUUUGGAACGCAAAAUUUUCCAGCAUCUUCUGGAUCUCAAACGACUUCAAAUUCGCUCUGGGCAACACAACGAAGCAGUUUUAGUCAAAAGAGCUAUCGACGCUUACCAUCAAUCAUGUGUGGCUACAGUUGGAGCUGGGAGGUACCUUUUAAAUGACUAUACGUUUAAAAGUUUCGAAAAGUUUUUAUACAACUCCUUGAGAAAAAUUCAACGUAACGGAUCAGAAUAUUUACGAGGACUUCCUGAAACUCCCAAAAAUCCCCUUUUGUGCACUCAGAGUACCCACAGAUGUGAUCAUGCAAUACACGCUUACACGGGAAUACCCUGCGCUGCAUAUCUUCCAAAAAUGGAUCAUCACACGAUUCCCAAAAUUGGCUUUGAAUGUAAGCCGCAAGGUUUCUUGCCUAAAAUUAAUCCAAGAAACGCCGUUACUUUAGAAUUAUGCCAUGGAAGUGACAAGCAAAUAAUUUCAUUGCCGGCUGAACGUCUUGAUCAAAACAAGCGCUACUACGUUACAUUUACCGUAAAAGGACAGGAUAGAAAAACCAAAACAAAGGAAGACGCCAACCAAGACGAUGAUGGACAUCAGCAUUCUAAAAGUAUUUAGUACUAAGUGUAGUAAGUAGUACUUUCUAUAAAUAUAAAUUACCUAGAUAUUUAACAAAUUGCGAUGCUUGUCCGAUUGAUGUGGAAUGUGGAAUAAAUAAGUGACUAAUUCGAUGAAAUAGACUGACGCUGGUCCUUAGGAAUUAAGCUUUUGAAUAGUAUUUUAUAAAACAAUAUGAAAAAAAUAAAAAAAAUUAGGUAGGUGAUAAUAAUAUUGGCACAAUCCUAAUUUCGGAGAUAAUUGAUAAUUUCACUUUACGUAAAAAUAGAAACGGAAAUUGAACUAUGAGCCAAGAUGUUCAGUGAUCCCUCUUUUGAUAAAUUGUAACAAAUCGGUAUCCACAUUAAACAGUACCCCAGGUUAAGGGUGUUGUUAAAUGCUCUUAGAACAAAUAAUAAAUAAACGAAUUAAGAUCUUGGUCAGUAAUACAAGUAUAUCGAAACUAGCACACGUGGAUAGCAAUUUCGAUUGCCUUUUUGGGUUUUCACUUUGGAGUUUUAUUUCGUUCUUAAGGACGUUCGAUAUCCCGAAAGCAUCUACCAUUUAGUUUAUACAAAAGGAGAAGCAUGACACCCGUGUGACCUAUUGCGUUAAUUAAAUUUAGGUGGUUCUGUUGUUUCUUUUAUCUAUUUACUCCCCUUCUUAUUUCUUUUAUCCGUCUACUGAUUCACAUAUAUAGUAAUUCACACCAUUUUUGAUUUUCCUUUAAUUAACAACUUCUUCAAAUAUUAACUUGUUUUCAAAUAGCAAAAUUGUCGCUACUGUACAAUAUACAGGACUUCACAUCGUGGGUAAAAGUUGUUGUAAGAAAUAAAUACGGUCGCGUAAUAAAACGUCUUGCAACUAUUACUAUUUGCUAUCCGCUAAUUAAUCUUGAACGACACUAUCAUUAUUAAUUAGUCAGUCGUUCAGUACUACAUCGCACACUUUGUCGUUUCCUCGCUCUUCUUACUUCACCUCACGUUGGUGGGUAGGGCCGAAGGCCUUCCUCAGCCUCCUUCAAGGAAUCGUGAGAAUGGCUGAGUGGUGGUUAGGCUGAAAAAAAUGGCAUGGGCGAAAUGAAAACAGAAGAGAGUGAUAGAGUAUCUGUGAAAUAUUUCUGCUGCAACAUUUACCUAAGUGAUCCAAGAAAACCACAGAAAAACUUGGACCACAACCAGACUGACCUUGAACAAAGUUAACUCGAAGUUCCUGCGUUGGUUGGAAUGCAAUUCUAUAUGGAGUACCAUUCGGCUAAUACAACUAUUGACAAGCUUAUCGGCAUCGGUGUGUGCUUCCUGAGUAAGUAUCGCGUAUGCUUUGGGUCACUUGUCAAUGUUACUAAGACCGAUUACCAGAAUCUGUCAUUAAGAAUGGCCCUAUUAAGUCGACUGCGAUUCUCUCAAAUGACGCUCACACAUGGUAUUUAUUGGCAGACUAUGUCGGGCAUAUCUUACACCAGUCUUCCACGCCGCUUCUAUUUCGGAGUCGGUAAAAUCGCUUGCGUACCUUCCCUGGAGUUUUCAUAACGCCGAAAUAUCCUUCGCUAAGUAUUUCUUCUAAGAAUUCUGACCCUAUUUUUUUCAGAAAUACCACACACCUCAUUCUUCGACCAAAUACUUUCCUACUUCAGGUCUUAAUUAAUUAAUUAUCUUCCAGGUUGAAUGGUGGUUGGAUUACAAUUCUUCUUUCUUCUUCGCAGAUGAACAAGGUUUGCAGUCUUCCACUCAAAAUCUCCGAUAUUGGCAUUUGCAGUACCAGUUCUUUGCCUGGUUGAUGUUCGAUAUUGAACUCGUAUUCAUGUAGUCACUGCAGACCUCAUAAAAUCCGCCCUUCCAUCGGAAUAGCAUGCGUUUUUAGGAGCAUUCCUUAGUUGGGUGCCCAAUUCUUCCACAAUUCCAGCACUCGAACAGUCACUGUAAUUAUUACACUCUUGAUCAUAAUGAAAGGAUAGAAUGCAGGUGCGUGUCCAAUCAGUCUUAGGACUGACGACUUUAUGAUGAUAAUGAUCAAAAUGACCAACAUUUCCAAUAUUUUGGAUUUCGUUCCACCGUGUCAUUAGCAGUGACUUGCUUCACACCAAUUAAGCAUUCUUUGAUGAGUCAUGUGAUUCCUUCCCCUGUACUUGUACUGUCGGCGACUUCCGAAGUGGCCAUAGGUGACCCUUGCAAACCUGCUUCGCCACUUUAAACUCUAAAGCAUCUGAUAAUGUUUCACUUGAAGUCUAGUGGCGUGCUAAUUUAAAGACUUGCUGAAGUUCGACUUCUUUAACUGCAUCGAUACUAUCAGUGGGUCUAUGAAUCCUUGAGGAGCAGAGGGGUAUGCUAACAUUACAAGCUACUCCACAUCGGACUCAAAUUAUUAAAGAGUCUGAUUACUUCCUUCAAUGAUUACAGCUUUUCAGUUGCACCUGAGUGACUGUUAUAGAUGUUUACAUGCCGUACGUCGAAUUCGUUCUCACUUUGAGGGCUUUCCAAUUAUAUAUAACUUGAUAGGAUUUCUUGCAGCCGGUGUAAACAUCCAGAAAAUUCUAUGAAAUUUUUCAAUCACGUCCGACUCUUCCUUCGAUUUACAAGAGCUUUCUACCGAUAUAUGGUUUGUUGGUGUUAUUCGCGAUCGGUAGACACUUCCAGAAAUUUAGCCGAUGGAAAGUUCUGGAAUAUUCGAUGAAAAUCUUCAAAGCUUCGUCUUUCUAUCCUCUAGCUGGGUUUUUUCGCAUUAAAUACGUGAGUGUUGCAAAAUUAAAAUUGAUAACAAUGUAAUAUAAAAAAAAUAC
Agrilus planipennis (emerald ash borer) is the source of this 6562-nucleotide messenger RNA. RefSeq names its product ankycorbin. The transcript is spliced from 7 exons. NCBI's taxonomy places the organism in Eukaryota, Metazoa, Arthropoda, Insecta, Coleoptera, Buprestidae. Gene Ontology annotation, cellular component: ciliary inversin compartment. The coding region runs from base 1 to 3807 and encodes 1268 amino acids. Gene Ontology annotation, molecular function: protein binding. The record is from RefSeq and is a predicted model, not a curated record. Gene Ontology annotation, biological process: protein localization to ciliary inversin compartment.